AUGAGCACUCGAAAUGGGAUCAGAAGCUCGGUCUCAAGUCCCUCUAACUAUAAGAAUUUGACCAAUUCGAAUGAGAAUGUUUUGAAGGUAUGGGUUAAGCUGGAAGCAUCGAGUUUGAUGCCGAACCUGACCAACCAGGCAACGGCAAUUGAGUACAGCAAAAACGACACAGUAGACGACUUGAAGGAUCGUAUCUUCGCAAAAUUCAAAAACACACGGUGGGCUUACGAGAACGAUAGUUUUGGCAUUGGAAUUGGCGUGCUAUGCCAGUGCGACCUCCAAAACAAUGGGGAAUACUUGCAUCAACAGCAACAGCAACAGCAACCACCGUUUUUGGCUCACGAAACACCCUCCAAAAGCUUCAGAAUGGAGCCUACCACAGACCAACUGCAGCAUCCGGUACCGACAAGUUCAGCAAACUUUAACGUGCGAACCACCUUAGCGCCAAACGUACCUAAAUCCUGGCAUGCUUCAAGGUCGUGCAGUCCCCGUGCUGCAACUCUGGACUCGCCGGUAGCACUUCAGGGAAGCAAAGUACCGAAUAUCGUGCCGAACUUAACGCCUGUGGCUCAACUGAGGCUGGCCAACAAUCACUCGACGAAUUCAGCCAGGGACUCUUGCUCACUAUCUCCUGUGAAAAGUGGUUUGGCUAAAAGGCUAUCUCCCGCUGUGGAAUCAGCCUCGACGGUAGCACCCAAGGCUGAUGACUUGCCCCGCUCGGUACCUCAUCAGUCGCUGCUGCAGCCUGACGAACUGGUCAUAGAUGUUUGCACGACCCUCUUCGGUGGUACCACAAACCAGAAACCCACAGAUGCUUUGCUGAUUUUUUCCGGCACCAACAAUGUACCUGUCUUCAAUGACAUAAGCGACGAAAUGGACGAACAACAACCCAUAGUGGAAGAUAUGAUAGACUAUCAAUUGGUAGUAGAUGAAGAAGAGCUCCGGAAAUUGAGUUUGACGAAUGACGAAGAAUGCGCGGAUCAGAAACAGGCCAUCUUAUUGCUGCCGCGAGGCUAUGAGGGUGAUGUUAAUCUGCCUUCGCCGAACGUCAAUUCCCCAUCUGCAACCGAUGACACGCAUGCAACUUUUACGUUCGACUCACCUGCACUGAAAAAUGCUCCCUUAGUGGAAGAAGAGGUCGGGCUGGUACCGUCUCGCGACCCUGUAGUGCAAAAAGAGGGGUCUCCUUUUCUGCGUACCGUACUGGAGACGGUCACUACGGAAUCUGUCACCAUAGACAAGGUGUUUGCCAAGAUUAAUAUUUUGAUUGUGGAAGACAACAUGAUCAACCAAGCCAUUCUAUCCUCCUUUCUGCGUAAGCACAAAAUAUCCUACAAAACGGCAAAGAAUGGUGUCGAAGCUGUAGAAAAAUGGGAAGAGGGAGGAACGCAUUUAAUAUUAAUGGAUUUAGGACUCCCGCUGCUGUCUGGAAUAGACGCUGCCAAGGAGAUAAGAAAGUUGGAAAAACUAAAUGGUAUAGGGACGCAGAAUCAGGUACUGAAACGCAGCCAGAACUCGGACUCGGCAUUUGCCAGAAACUUGGAACCUCGAAGAAGUCAUAGCUCUAAGGCACCCGUGAUCAUGGUUGCUCUCACGGCUUCAAACUCCAAUUCGGACAAAGCAGAAGCGCUUUUGGCGGGUUGUAACGACUAUCUAACUAAGCCAGUAAACCUUGAUUGGCUUGCGCGCAAAAUUACCGAAUGGGGGUGCAUGCAGGCUCUCAUUGACUUCAAUGAUUGGAAAGAGGGAAACGAAAAUAUAAGCUCUAGCCAUGACGGCAAAGCCCACGAGCCGUCCAAGCUCUCGAAUCAGAUAAAGAGGCCCAGCGUUUCUGAAAGUUGA
Messenger RNA from Lachancea sp. 'fantastica', 1842 nucleotides. Lineage: Eukaryota; Fungi; Ascomycota; Saccharomycetes; Saccharomycetales; Saccharomycetaceae. The record is from the annotation of a GenBank genome assembly.